CAAUCCUCAGAACUAACACAAUUCACCACAAAACACAAUUAUAAAAAUGUCCACCCGCCUCCAAGCAACAGCCACCGGCUGGCUGAUCAUCUCUCUCGGGCACACGCUCUCCGCCAAAACCUGGCAAUCAGCACCCCAGUUCCGCGCGCUCCCGAAUCUUCCCUACUCGUGCGCAAAAGUCGGCUGGUACCAGGGGAGUGCAUUUUUCUUGAUGACGGCAUUGCUCAACUACUCCUGGGCCCAAGACCCGACUCUCCUAGAGCUGCCGGUGAAUAGGGCCAUUGCGGCGCUGAUGACGGGUAUCGUGUGGGCCAGCUCCGGGUGGUAUUUCAAGCGUGGCGUCGUUGAGAAUGGGGUUGUCGUUGCGGUUAUGGGGGCCGUGCAGGCUUGGGCGGCUUUUUUCUAACUCACUUUUUCGAGGUUCUAGGUGUAAUGUUUAUUGGGUUUAUUAGGGUAGGGUAGGUGGUUUGAGUAUACCAUAGUGGUGAAAGUAUUCUGUCUGUCUGUCUGUCUGUUGUAUGUACACACAAG
Molecule: messenger RNA, 531 nt
Organism: Aspergillus steynii IBT 23096
Lineage: Eukaryota; Fungi; Ascomycota; Eurotiomycetes; Eurotiales; Aspergillaceae
Exons: 3
Coding region: 47-406 (119 amino acids)
Source: RefSeq, a predicted model, not a curated record